AUGUCCUCGUCGAAAGUUACCAAAGAGCUCAACAAGACCUCCGACAGACAAGGCGUCCAUGAAGCUAUCAGAGAGCCAGCGGAUCCCUUCAAAAAUGAGCCCAAGCCAAGGGAGUCGAAGCGCAAGCGUGAAGACCACGAUAUCGGAAGGCGCGCCGUCCACCAUUUGCAGCGGGCGAUCCAACGGCCAGAUGAGCGGCGACCGUCACCGGAAAAGGAGGACGGUGGUGAAGAAGAUGAGAACUCGAUUCCUUCGGAGAUGGCGAAACUCAUACAGGAGAACAAAAUGUUGAAGGGCCGGAAUUUUAUGCUGGAGCGGAAAAUGAAGGAGGUGGCGGAGCGCAAUGAAUUUCUGGUCGAGCGAGCCUGCCGUCUCGAUCACCCAGAGCAAGCGACGAACGAGCAGCGACGGCGUAGCCCGGAGCACCAAAUCCAACCAGAGACCGACUCCGAGUGUGGCCGUUCACAGCGAGCAGUCAACACGCGGUAUGAGUAUAUGGAAAACCGAUUCCUCAUUGGGGAGCAUGUCAGGAACAUGCAUGGAUGCAUUAACAACUUCAACGAAUAA
Messenger RNA from Neohortaea acidophila, 567 nucleotides. RefSeq lists its product as uncharacterized. The record is from RefSeq and is a predicted model, not a curated record. The transcript has a single exon. NCBI's taxonomy places the organism in Eukaryota, Fungi, Ascomycota, Dothideomycetes, Mycosphaerellales, Teratosphaeriaceae. The coding region runs from base 1 to 567 and encodes 188 amino acids.